AUGGUCGCUGACGAGACGCACCGAUCUGCGUCUGCCCGGGAAAGGCUUUCGUGGAAAAACGCCGAAAAGCAAAUUUUCGAUGUCAUCACCAAUCCGUGUGGUUCGCUCGACCACAUACAUUUCUACGGCCCGCGUAUAUCUGGCGUCAAUGAGUAUAUCGAAUUGGCAUUCAAGGCAAUCAAGGGAGGAUUGGUCAAAGAUGAACAAGGGCACACUGUCAAAGACGCGGUGAUUCUGAAGGUGAACUGUCUGUAUCUGGAGGGCAGCCUCAAGAAAUUCUUUGCCCUCUUGCAAAAGCAGUUGGGCCUGGCGACGCGAAAAGAAGAGUUUCACACCUUCGCCGAGUUGGCUGAUGCGCUCAAUUCGUUGCAUGCUGGCCCACAUGGACGGCGAAUUUACCUGGUGCUGCUUGAAGCGGAUGCGCUACAACUCUUUUCCCACAGCGAUCUGAAGCGUUUUUUCCGACUUCCACCAGAGGUAAACCACUUCUUUCGCAUCGUCUCCUCGGGAGAAUUGCAUUGGUCGAACGUUGCGAACACUGGCGAGUUGAUCUCUGACCCGAUCGUCAUUCCGGUUUACCCUCCAACGACAGAAGAAAUAUACACGCUGAUAGCCGAGGCCCUUUCGACGAUUCCGAAAACGUUCAUCCGGUUGUGUGUGGAAAUGUGCAGCCUGUAUUGCAUUGAAGUCAACAAAUUGCAACCCAAGGUCUAUGACGCUUGGGAAAACUAUAAAAGCGUCUGUGAGGAGAGGAACAUUCCGUACGAUGGCGGCAAAAUUGACUUGAAGCUCGCGAAAGAAUGUAUUCAACAAGUCCAAAAACAAGAGACGCUCCGACGACUUGUCGCCGAGGCCAAGAAGCUAACUCUGAAGACAAGCCCCUUACCGUUGGCCGCUCGAUAUGUCCUCCUAGCCUCGUUCUUUGCCAGUCAGAACGCGCCUGCGUCUGAUAGCCGAUACUUCUCAAAGCACCACGGGAAAGAAAAACGAAGCCACCAACGCGAGCGUCAUGCAGCAAUGCUUCGAGAGACCGCAGGACCUGAUAUACGGCAAUUCGAGUUGACCAGAGCAAAAAUGAUCUUCGUUUCUCUAAUCAACAUCUAUGCGCCGACAGACAAGGAUCUAUUAUUGAAGACUGAUGUACGGGUUCAGUUAUCUUCACUUCAAGCGCUCGGUCUGCUGCAAAGAACCAGCAACCUUUCCAAUUUGAGCCAGCCCAAGUUCAAAUGCGUACUGGACCACGAGACAGCAAAGACGAUCGCGGCCACGAUUAGCGAGAACUUGCAGAUUGGCGACCAUUUGGAGCAGAAUUCUUUGCCAAAAAUGAGCGAGGCCGAGGUGACGCUCAGCGAGAAGGCUAUGAUCGAAAAAGAGUGGGGGCUACCCCUUGAAGAGCUGUACAAAAAGGCUGUAAAAUACUAUAAAGAAUCCGAGGGCAAUGGGAACCUGGUUGUCGCUUACGAGGACCGACUUCAAUUUAUGGCUUACAGCAAACAGGUGAAACUCGGCCCGUACCAAGACAGUCACAACGACGCCGGAUGGUUCGAUUUUACUGGAUCGGAUAGAAUCAAAGCCUGGCAGGCGCUGGGACAGCUGGGCCGUGACGAGGCGAUGUCCGGUUUCGUCUUCCUGCUUGAUCGAGUCUGCCCGCCAUUCAAGCAAUUCGUCGUCGACUCGAUUGAGGCGCCAAAGCCGCGGACCGACGAAUCCGAGCUGCGCGUCCUGAACGGGCACAAAAUCGGGCAGCCCGGCACCCACCACGAGCAUCCCGUCGAUUUCCAGGUCUACGAGGCACAGAGGAAGCAAAUCCAAGAAGCGCUCAACGCCCAAACCUACCACCAAUUCCUCGCCUACGCCCAGCAGCAAAUCCCCGGCAACCCGGAGCAGGUAGAUUUUUGGGACGCGUUGGCUGUUUUUGCGUGUGAGUCGUGUGGGCUGAACGCUUCGGCCGUUUCUAGAACAGGC
Molecule: messenger RNA, 1965 nt
Organism: Mesorhabditis spiculigera
Lineage: Eukaryota; Metazoa; Nematoda; Chromadorea; Rhabditida; Rhabditidae
Source: the annotation of a GenBank genome assembly